GGGAUGAAGCGUUAUAUGAUGAUGAAUUGGAAAAUGAAGCGGAAGAACUCGAGGAGUUUUUACGUGACUGAUUUUGAUUCGUUCUGAUACGCAGAUGCCUGGAGCACGACGAGACUUGACGAUCUCGAGGUAUCUGCUGGUCCGUGAUACACCCGAGGAGGACCUCAUCUGGAGUGCAGCGCGACUUUUAGGAGUUCGAGAUGGAACUCCUAUCGACUUGUUCGGCUUCAUUGGACUGCUUCGAAAUGGCGAGGGAUUUUUCCCUAAUACUCGCGCACAUUUCAGAGCCAACACGGCUCGAACUUCCGACGAGCUUUACGGUACGGCGUCAAGAACAGGGGAAGCCAAGUCACGAUCUUUGGGGCAAAAGGCGAUGGAUUUCCUGCUGGAGAAGAUACAAAUCAAAGCAGAGAUCAAGAUCACGAAGGAGGUAAUCAAGGGAGAAGGGUGUAAAGAGGAGGAGGUGGAAGUUUGGGAAUACCCAGAAGAGGACAUCCAAUCGUUGAAUGAGCUGUACGAGAAGCAUGCGGUCCUCUUCAACUUCUCGGGGAGAAGCAGAGAGCUUUCACUGAACGAGAAGAGAAGGGGUAGAGGCCACCUAGGUACCUCUUGUCCACAAGGGGGAUCAGGAGGAACAGAGGGAAAACGGGUGGCAUUGAGGCAAUCUAUGCUGCAGGAAUGCGAGAACAAACCAGGUGUCUGGUACAUUAAUUCAUCUCAAUACAGGGGGUGGAUAUUUGACGACAACCUGGAAAAUCCAAGAUGGGUGUGGGUCUUGAAAAGGGAACCAACGGUCAAACCAGACAUUUAUCCGCCUUAUGAUAGUAGGUGGAGACACACCGGGGCCAAGAGAAUGGAGGACAAGGAAACGGGUUACUUCGUUAAACCCAUUUUGGACGAUCCGGUCAUGCAGGACGUUGAGCAAAGAUUGAAGCUCGUGAGGGAAUUGCACGAGGUGGGGAGGAAUGCGGAAUUCGCCUUUUUAGAAAAUGUUGAAGCCAGAGCACAGCAGCAAGAGCAAAUAAGAGGCAAUGAGGAGGGGUCAAAAGACAUGGAGGAGGGUAGGGGGGACAAUAUGGAGUAUGAGGACGGAGGGAGAAGUGAAACAGAAGGAAGAGACACCGCCACAAAGAGAAAGGGAGAUUCAAGGGGUGAAGAAGGGUCUGGUACUCAAGAAGGAAGUUCGCAGCAGGGGAAAAGAAGACAAAAGACCCAAUUGGGGGAGGACACUGCUGCAAGGGAGAAAGAGGAGGAGGGCGGAACCAGCAAGGAAUCUUCAAGGAGCUCAGGGAAGGAGAGUGAGUCAGACACAGGCUCACAAGGCGUGGUAUCAAAAGGAACCAGGGCAGGGGAGGAAGAGUCAGGCAAAGCAGGAGAGGGAGAGGUGGUCUUGAUGGAUAAGGAUCUCUCAGAGGGGUCGUCACAGCACGAAGAGGACAGAAGCGGAUCCCAGGGGUCCCAGGAACUGGAAGACGAAGACAGAGUAAGAGAAAGGGCGAGAAGGAGGGGCAUGCUCAAUGUUGAAAACAUGUCAGUGGAACAGAUCCUGCAAGCAGAGGAAGACCAGAGGGGGAUCUCAGGAGACACAAAGAACGAAGCCUCUUCAGCGGAAGAGGAAGAAGAGGAGGAGGAUGAGCAGGACGAGCUGGAUGAGAAAGACUGGUCAAGGGAACAGUGGGUAAAGGAGGUAGAACAACUGGAAUGGGGGAGAACGAUUGAGUGUGAAAUCAGACUGGCCCACCAUAAACACCUGAGAAACCUCCAACAAGUCACACAAGCAGGGGAGGACAUCACAUCAAAAAACAGGUUUGAAUUGCUAAGGAGGGAAGGAGAAAUCAAUGAGUUCUAUGCUUCUCAGUACGCAAGUAAGACCCGCACAGUCAAGAAUGAGAUCCACGAACAGCAAGAGGAAUAUGGGAGAAUACUCUUGAUUGUCCCCCCCUAAUGUUCCAGGCCCAUUCUCCGGGGUCCACCUCUAGCUUCUCAAUUGGUAUUGUUGGAUUGUACACUGUAAACUCG
Messenger RNA from Chara braunii, 2019 nucleotides. NCBI's taxonomy places the organism in Eukaryota, Viridiplantae, Streptophyta, Charophyceae, Charales, Characeae. The record is from the annotation of a GenBank genome assembly.